AUGACUUUAGGCGAUGAUGAUUUAGCUGCCAUUCGAUUAUUGCCUUACCUAUUUAAUCCAGUUAACAUUAAAAUACCAAAGAAAACCACUGGGAACAAUGUUACAAAAUAUUCAAUGCGGAGGCCAACAAAAUUAGAACAAGCCUGUGCAGUUAUAGUACACAUAACUAAAAUCAAUGAUCUCAAAACAACACAUGAAGAAAAAGUGAACAGGGCAUUUAAUUGUGGGCUUACAGUUCAACCAUACAUUGCCAUAGUGGGUAAUCUUGAAGAAAUCAAUAACACAAUCAGCUACUACCUACACAAAUAUCCUCAAGAGGCUGAACAGGUAUGGUGGUUCAUUCAGGAUUAUUUUUUUAAAAUAAACAAUAAUUUAAAAAAAAAAUUUAAAAGUGUCCAAAGCCUAAUUAAGGAUUUGCAGUAA
Molecule: messenger RNA, 423 nt
Organism: Macrosiphum euphorbiae (potato aphid)
Lineage: Eukaryota; Metazoa; Arthropoda; Insecta; Hemiptera; Aphididae
Source: the annotation of a GenBank genome assembly